Schistocerca americana (American grasshopper) is the source of this 2586-nucleotide messenger RNA. Its product is annotated as cystathionine beta-synthase. Gene Ontology annotation, molecular function: cysteine synthase activity; cystathionine beta-synthase activity. Gene Ontology annotation, cellular component: cytoplasm. The transcript is spliced from 11 exons. The record is from RefSeq and is a predicted model, not a curated record. NCBI's taxonomy places the organism in Eukaryota, Metazoa, Arthropoda, Insecta, Orthoptera, Acrididae. The coding region runs from base 131 to 1765 and encodes 544 amino acids.
UGCGUCAGCAGCUCUUGAAUUCUGCUACGUAGCGGAUAAGCGAUAACCGUUCUGCGAUUUCCGUGCCCGUGUCACAUUUCUAUCGGUGGCAUUGGCGUCUUCAGGCAGCCUCACAUAAACAUCUCCAAAGAUGGCAUCAAAUAUACCACCAGCUCCAGUGGUUUUGAAACAAGGCCAUGCAGCAGAGAAGAUAAGUUUUGUCCCGCCAAAUAUGCCAAGUCGUUGUACCUGGCAUCUCGGUGCUGAUGGGAAAACAACACCACACUCUUUGGAGAAACUAACACCUCCAAAGAAGAUUAUGCCAAAUGUUCUCCAUGUAAUUGGAAACACACCAAUGAUCCGUCUGAAUAACAUUCCAAAGUCUCGUGGCAUCAAAUGUGAAAUGUUGGUUAAAUGUGAAUUUUUUAACCCUGGAGGAAGUGUAAAGGACAGAAUAGCUUACAGAAUGAUAGAAGAUGCUGAAAAAAAGGGAAUUCUCAAGCCAGGAGAUGUUCUUAUUGAACCAACAUCAGGAAACACUGGAAUUGGUUUGGCAAUGGCAUCAGCUGUAAAAGGUUAUCGGUGCAUAAUAGUAAUGCCUGAAAAAAUGUCAAAUGAAAAAGUGGAUGCCUUGAGAGCUCUUGGUGCAGAAAUUAUAAGAACUCCAACAGCUGCAUCUUUUGACUCACCUGAGGGUCUGAUUGCUGUUGCACAAAGACUGAAUAAAGAAAUACCAAAUUCUAUUAUUUUGGAUCAGUACAGGAAUGCAGGAAAUCCUUUAGCACAUUAUGAUCUGACAGCAGAAGAGAUUCUACAACAAUGUGAUGGAAAAGUUGAUAUGGUAGUAAUGGGGGCAGGAACUGGAGGCACGAUCUCAGGUGUCGGACGUAAGCUGAAGGAGAAAUGUCCCAACUGCAUUGUUGUUGGAGUUGAUCCUGAAGGCUCCAUCCUAGCUGAACCAGCUGAACUGAACAAGACUGAUGUUACCUUCUAUGAAGUGGAAGGAAUUGGAUACGAUUUCAUUCCCACAGUAUUGGAUCGAAGUGUGGUGGAUAAAUGGGUCAAAUCAAAUGAUAAGGAAUCACUUGUCAUGGCAAGGCAGCUGAUUAAAGAAGAAGGCUUACUUUGUGGUGGGAGCAGUGGUUCAGCAAUGUCAGGGGCUCUGAAGGCUGCUGCUUCAUUAAAGGAAGGCCAGCGGUGUGUGGUACUACUUCCUGAUGGGCUACGAAAUUAUAUGACAAAGUUUGUUAGUGACCAGUGGAUGCAGACAAGAGAAUUUUUUGAAGAUGAUGGCUCCAGUCAGCAUUGGUGGUGGAAUCUAACUGUUUCUAGUCUCGGCUUGAAAGCACCUCUAACUGUACUACCAUCUGUAACUUGCCAAGAGGCAGUUGACAUACUGAGGAAGGAAGGUUAUGAUCAGCUGCCAGUAGUGGAUGAAUCAGGAAGUGUACAAGGUAUGGUGACAAUGGGGAAUCUGAUGUCACGUCUCGUAAACAGCCGUGCGUUACCCACUGAUCCAGUGGAAAAAGUGUUGUACCGCCAGUUUCGGAAGAUUACACUGGAUACAUCACUGGGCAAGCUAUCCCGUCUUCUCGAAAGAGAUCAUUUUGUCCUUGUCACUCAUUCACAGAGGCUAUACACAAAUAGCAAUGUGGUUGAGACAAGGGAAGUAAUUAUUGGAAUUGUUACACCGAUAGAUCUUCUGAACUAUAUAACAAACAAGGGUGGUGUAACAAAUGGCAGUGACAUCCUUAAUGGAAGUAUAAAGACAUCUGAAUCAGAAUAAACAUGUGAACUGUGAUUUUCAGCAUUCUAUUACACAUCAAUUGGAUGUUUAAGAGUGAAAAAAUGUGUCCAAGAAUGAAAAACUGUACUGAACAAUACAGAUAGUUUUUAUUUCAUCCAUCAAUUCAGAGACAAAGGAAAUGAUUAAAAUGCCCAUUGUAUGCACCAAAUGGAGAGGCACCACCAAAGAAACAAUUAACAAACUUUUUAUGUAGAUGAUCAUUGACUAGUAAAAAUUGUUUGCAUUAGAAAAAUUAAUUUUGUUUCAUGUGUUAGGUCAAUGUCAAAUGCAACAAAAUUCAUCAUAAAUGACUGAGCAAAGGAAACAGAAGCUAGAACAUAGCUCAAGGAGGGACUGAUGGCUAGUAAUUUUUUAAAAUUAAUCUAUGAGAAGAGAGAGGAGUUUAUCAUUAAAAUGGUUAAAAAAGUGUAGUUCCUCCAGUGGCUGAAAAUAUAUGUAUUCUCAGACUUACAGUUACCUUUUUUGAUACAAAAUAAAGGGAAUCUGAAGAGUAUAAGGGAAUUAAAUUAUAAUUUAUGUUGAUGCCAAGGUCAAAGCAGAAACUGCAAAGUACAAAUGCAAAUGUCUGUGAAGUUGAAGUUUGAUUUUGUGGCAUGUAUUCUGUUGCAUAGCAUUUAUAGUGGUGCUUAUUCAUGGUUAAGUGUAUUGUUCCAUUGAUAGGCAUCAUAAAAUACAAUUUAAGAAAUGCAUUGUGGCAUGUGUUGUCUAAUGAAGUGACUCAGUACUGAUGUUAACAUGCACCUUCAUAUGAGUUAUAUUUUUUCACUGUUUUGAUGAUCAAUAAAUACUUUUUUAGAAAA